Molecule: messenger RNA, 897 nt
Organism: Penicillium maclennaniae
Lineage: Eukaryota; Fungi; Ascomycota; Eurotiomycetes; Eurotiales; Aspergillaceae
Product: DUF1183 domain protein
Exons: 1
Coding region: 1-897 (298 amino acids)
Biological process (GO): regulation of store-operated calcium entry
Cellular component (GO): endoplasmic reticulum membrane
Source: RefSeq, a predicted model, not a curated record
AUGCAUCUCGUGACAGCUCUGACGGCACUUCUCGCCUCGCCUGGUGUAUGCGCGAGACAGUCUCAGAGCCCACCAGGCAAAAACGCAAUCCUCCUAUCCAACGUUGAUGCUCUAACACUACGAGCAAACCGUAUGACUACCUCCCGCCGCGUCUCUCCCAUCCCACAACUUACCUGCACUGGACCAUCGAAGCAAAUAUGCAACCUCUAUCAGAUCGAGACAAUGCGCUGCAAGAACGAGGGCUAUGAUUACGACGCCGAAGAUGUACAAUGGACAUGCACGGCCCCUCUACCGGCUGAGUUCAAGCUCGGCUCUACAGACGUCGUGUGUGAAGGAUACCGCGACGCGGAUGACAAGUGGGUGCUCAAGGGAAGCUGCGGCGUCGAGUAUCGCAUGCUUCUGACCGAACUGGGAGAAGAGAAGUUCGGCAAACAGACCUCCAGAUCUGGGAUAUCGGGCUGGUUUGAGACCGUUUUCGUCGUCGCAUUCACCGUUGUUGUCUUCGCGAUUAUCUUCGCGGCUUUCACUGGGAUCGGUGGGGCUGGAGGGAACCGAAGACCCCAACAGCGACGACCAAGAUGGGGAAGAUUCUGGGGUGGAGGUGGUGGUGGCGGUGGUGGAUACCCUCCUGGACCUCCUCCCCGUAUAGCAGAUUUGACGAUAGCUACUCAGAUAGCCAGUACCGCAAGUCUCAGCCAGGGCUGGCAGCCAGGCUUCUGGACUGGUGCCCUGGGCGGUGCGGCGGCUGGAUAUGGUAUGGGACGUGCUGGCAACUGGGGCAGAUCGAACAACUACGAUAAUGGCGAAGGCAGCUCACGAUCUUCUCGAUCUUCUCGUUCGCCGGGACUCUCAACUCCAACAUCUAGCUCUGGCUUCGGAUCUACCAGGCGCCGUUAG